This is a messenger RNA of Cutaneotrichosporon oleaginosum, 782 nucleotides long. RefSeq lists its product as uncharacterized. The record is from RefSeq and is a predicted model, not a curated record. Gene Ontology annotation, cellular component: nucleus. Gene Ontology annotation, biological process: mRNA export from nucleus. NCBI's taxonomy places the organism in Eukaryota, Fungi, Basidiomycota, Tremellomycetes, Trichosporonales, Trichosporonaceae. Gene Ontology annotation, molecular function: mRNA binding.
CGUCUGCUUUCCAUCUUGCGCUCCCCCAUCCACUCCCAGCGACACCCAUCCACCCCGUACACACUUCUACAAUGGCGUCCAUGGACAUUGACAAGCCUCUCGACGAGCCCCCUUGCCCCUCUUGCUUUGCCACCCGACGCCCGCCUUUGUCACCUCAUCAAUGCUAAACCAUCCACCUCUUCCCCCUUUACCACUUGCGCUCAUUCAUGGCCUCUUUCACCGACUACAGAUGAUCUCGGCCAAGCCCCGUAACCGUCGUGGCGGUGGCCGCGCGCGUGGGCCUUCCGCGCCUAACUCUGCCCCUGCCCGCGAGGCUGCCCCGCGUGGUGCUGCUGGCGCCCGCGCCCGCUACUCGGGCUCCGCCCCGCGUAACGCGUCCCAGACCCAGCGCGCUGCCGCUGUGCCGGCUGCUGCCAAGCCCAUUACUGCCGACGCGACCAAGAUCAUCAUCUCCAACCUUCCUACCGACGUGACCGAGGCGCAGGUUCGCGACCUUAUGCAGUCGACCGUCGGCCCCGUUCGCACUCUUCACAUGGCGUACACCGCGAGCGGCAAGAGCACCGGUACUGCCACCGUCAUCUUCAAGAACCGCGGUGACGCCAACAAGGCGCACUCGUCGUGUAUGUGGAAGAGGAAGGCGGUGCUAAUCACAAUACAGACCACAACCGGAUGAUCGACAACCGUUAGUGUCUCCUCAUGCUGACUAUUCCCUUCCCUUCGCCGCUGCUCGCCAAGGCGGGCCCUAUGAUUUGGACAGAUGGCUAAGCGCGGUGGCGCGACUU